AAGUGCGCAGGCAGUGCUCGCGGCGGCGGCGACGGCGGCGGGAGGUUCGGUUGUCGCCCGUUGGCCGCGCGGCGCCGCGUUCGGCGGCCGCCAUUGCAGCUUAUUUUCAGUUGCUUUUUAAAGACAGAACGCUCAUGGUGCAAAUUGUUAUUUCUAGUGCGGGGGCUGGAGGCCUGGCAGAAUGGGUGCUGAUGGAGCUACAGGGGGAGAUCGAGGCUCGCUACAGCACUGGAUUAGCUGGAAACCUCCUGGGAGACCUACAUUACACCACUGAGGGAAUCCCUGUGCUGAUCGUGGGGCAUCAUAUCCUGUAUGGGAAAAUCAUCCACCUGGAGAAACCUUUUGCGGUCCUUGUCAAACAUUCUCCCGGGGACCAGGACUGUGAUGAGCUUGACUGCGAGACUGGCACUAAGUACCUGGUGACAGCACUCAUCAAAAACAAGAUCCUUUUCAAAACCCGCCCCAAACCCAUUAUCACCAACGUCCCCAAGAAAGUAUGAAAGAACCCCGGAUUUUCCCUCGAGAGCGGCCUACUCCUUGGACUCGUGCUCCACUGCCACCUCGAGGACGGCUCGACAGCUCCCUGGGACCACAGGGAGGUCCUGUUCUGAAUACAGGCCACCCAUUGGGUGUGAACUCGGAUCCCUUUCUCAUGGCAGCCGGUUCUCUUGGUGGAAAUUUGGCCCCAUUUCCAAGGAACCCAUCUCGUUUUCCAACUUCAUCAGGCUCAUUGGCUUCAAAUCCAGCACCUUUCCCUGCUGGUGUUCGUGACCCAUGCAUGGCUUCUUUUCCAAGAGGGAUGAAUCCCACUGGCACAGGCGCAGUUUCUUUCCCAAGGCCUGGUGGCCUUUUAGGCCCAGGCCCUGGCCCAGGCCCAACUCUAAACCCUAGGACAGGGGCUCUUCCAGGCCCAGGGCCUUUGUCUAACCCCAGGUUAGGAGGUCUCCCAGGACCUGGUCCUACACCCAAUCUGAGGGCAGGUGGUCUUUUGGGAGCAGGUCCUGACCCCAGAAGUGGUGGGCCCAUGGGCCCUGGAUCUGGACCCAACCUGAGA
Messenger RNA from Otolemur garnettii (small-eared galago), 1054 nucleotides. It is a transcript of the gene CHTF8, whose product is annotated as chromosome transmission fidelity factor 8. NCBI's taxonomy places the organism in Eukaryota, Metazoa, Chordata, Mammalia, Primates, Galagidae. The coding region runs from base 135 to 500 and encodes 121 amino acids. The record is from RefSeq and is a predicted model, not a curated record. The transcript is spliced from 4 exons. Gene Ontology annotation, cellular component: Ctf18 RFC-like complex. Gene Ontology annotation, biological process: mitotic sister chromatid cohesion.